GGGGCACGGACACCCGCCGGAGACACCACGCUGCUGCCGGGAGGCCCCCGCUCUCACCUGGAACGCGCCAGCCCGAGCGUUCCGGGGCCGGCGGCAGCUCAUUGGUGCAGCGGGAGCCGGGGCCAAUGGGAAGGGGGACUACGACUCCCAGCCACGCUCGGGACCGCGCCUGCCGGGCGGCGUGUGCGCUGUGGGGGGCAGUGCCGGCCGGGUGCUACCGGCUCCCAGGGGAGGGCGCAGCCUGGAGGCGGGGUCACGCUGAUACGGCGCCGGCGUUGGAAGCGGAGCCUGGCUGGGGAAGGCGGCGGGAGGGUUUUUUUUGUAGAGACUUUGGAGUGGUUCUGCCGUUCCUGAUAAUUGAAAUGUACUAUGGAACAUGUUCAAGAACAUGAAGAGUGCCUUGUGCAAACCCAGAUGUACUGGGUGGAGAGACCGGUAUAUAACGAAGAGUUCUUACAAGGACAGCUGCACAAGAAGGAAAAGACACCUCAGCCUCUUAGCCAGAAGAUAGCACAUUCUUGUCGUUGUUCUUCCAAGAAAGCAAAGUCUCAUCUCUACAGUUUUUUACCAAUUUUAAAAUGGCUGCCCCGUUAUCCAGUGAAGGCAUAUUUGUUAGGAGACAUAGUCUCAGGUAUAAGCACUGGGGUUAUGCAGCUUCCUCAAGGGUUAGCCUACGCUUUGCUGGCUGCUGUUCCCCCGGUAUUUGGCCUAUAUUCUUCAUUUUAUCCUGUUUUUCUAUAUACCUUUUUUGGGACCUCCAGACACAUAUCAAUAGGGACGUUUGCGGUGAUUAGUCUGAUGAUUGGUGGAGUUGCUGUCAGAGAAGCUCCUGAUGAAAUGUUUAAUAUUAUGGAAUCUAAUUCCACCAAUAGCACUGAUCUCCUUGAAAACUAUAAAGCCAGAGAUGCUAUGAGGGUAAAGGUAGCUGUGGCCGUCACCUUGCUUUCAGGGAUCAUACAGUUGUCUUUAGGUCUCCUUCGGUUUGGUUUUGUAGCCAUCUAUCUAACGGAGCCACUGGUACGAGGGUUCACUACGGCCGCGGCAGUUCAUGUCUUUACCUCCCAAUUAAAGUAUCUGCUUGGAAUCAAGACAAAACGCUACAGUGGAGCCCUUUCAGUUCUAUAUAGUUUAAUUGCUGUACUUUCAAAUAUCACAAAAACCAACAUUGCAACCUUAGUUGUUGGAUUAACAUGCAUUGUUUUGCUGCUGAGUGGCAAAGAAAUUAAUGACCGGUUUAAGAAGAAACUGCCAGUUCCUAUUCCUAUGGAGAUCAUUGUGGUAAUAAUAGCUACUGGAGUUUCAGCUGGAAUGAAUCUGUCCAACACGUAUGAAGUGGAUAUUGUUGGGGAGAUCCCUAAAGGAUUACUUGCUCCAAAAGUACCUGAUAUAAAUCUCAUCCCAGCAGUGUUUGUAGACGCAUUAGCAAUAGCAAUUGUUGGCUUUUCCAUGGCUGUAUCAAUGGCCAAAAUCUUUGCACUUAAACAUGGCUACACUAUUGAUGGAAAUCAGGAACUUAUUGCCUUGGGAAUAUGUAAUUCUGCAGGAUCCUUCUUCCAAACCUUCUCGAUCACAUGCUCAAUGUCUCGGAGUCUUGUUCAGGAGAGCACUGGAGGGAAAACUCAGAUUGCAGGUACGCUGUCCUCGAUCAUGGUUCUGUUAGUCAUUGUGGCUAUUGGUUACCUCUUUGAACCACUACCACAGACUGUGCUAGCUGCGAUCGUAAUGGUGAAUCUGAAAGGAAUGUUUAAACAGUUUGGAGAUAUAACACAUUUCUGGAGAACCAGUAAGAUUGAACUGGCCAUCUGGAUUGUUGCUUUUGUGGCCUCUGUUUUCCUGGGACUAGACUACGGCUUGCUUACUGCUGUGGCGUUUGCAAUGAUAACCGUUAUUUACAGAACACAAAGUCCACAGUACAGAAUCCUGGGUCAAAUUCCCAAUACAGACAUUUACUGUGACGUGGAAGAGUAUGAAGAGGUGAAAGAAUAUCCUGGAAUAAAAAUAUUCCAGGCCAAUGCCUCCCUCUAUUUUGCCAAUAGUGAAUUGUAUGCAAGUGCACUGAAGAAAAAGACUGGAGUUGAUCCAUGUGCUGUAUUGGCAGCAAAGAAAAAAGCCCAGAAAAGGCAUGCCAAGGAACUAAAGCAGACAAAUGAACACAGGAAGAAAGCAGUCUUGAAGCUUGUGAGUGCCAGAACAAAUGACAUGGAAACAAGCGUAAAACACGAGGUAAUUAAUGAUGAGCUACCCCUAAAUGGAAAAUCUGCAGAUGCAAAUGCACAAGGCACAUCUCCUGAUGAACUUGAACACUUUAUGGAGCCAAUGACAAAUGUUCACUGUAUAAUUUUGGACUUGACACCAGUGAACUUUGUGGAUUCAGUUGGCGCAAAAAUGUUAAAAUCAGUUAUAAAAGAAUAUGAAGAAGUUGGUGUUUUUGUGUGUAUAGCCAGCUGCAGUGGCCCUGUUAUGGAUGAUCUGACUCGACUUAACUUUUUUGAAAAAUCCACCACCAGAGAUUUGCUGUUUCACAGUGUUCACGAUGCUGUUCUCUCCUGCCAGCUGAAGGUUGGGUCUGUUCCACAAACUGCCUCAGACCUCUUUGUUAGUACUUCAGAAUCACACAUGGAGAACUGAAAUCUGCAUAAUUCCAUGAGAAAGAGAGACUCUACCAACACUUAAUUUGCACAGUAUAAACCGAGCGUAAGACUAUCCACCUCUACGGGUAUACUGUAUAGAGGUGGGGUAGUUUGUUUGCUACAGGAAUAAUGAACAAACAGUUUGCUGCCUUAAUACUUUUGAACUGUGCUCUUCCUUACCUGAAUCCAGGUGUAAGUUAAACCCAACAUGCAAACAUUUUAUUUGUAUGUUGUUGAAAAUAAUGUAUUUUGCUGCGGACAGGAUAUUAGAACAUUCUGAUGAGGGUGGGUUACGUUUUUAGAAACAUGGCAUUGGAGGAUAUUGCACUAAGCUGCAUAUUAGUUCACUUUGGAUAAAAUAUUGAAACAUCUGGAGUGCAGGUAAUGGACAAAUUGAUAUGUCACACACUGUUUCCAGCAGAGUGGGAUCUUGCAGAAAAUACCUUUUCUACAGUUACCAAUACAAUGCAUUGUACUAUUGUCUUAAAGGGUUUUCUUAAUCAGAUUCAAAAACUGCUGCCAAUGUGUAUAUAGCAGGAGUCGGCAACCUGAGACACGCGUGCCAAAGGCAACACGCUGCUGCC
This is a messenger RNA of Chrysemys picta bellii (western painted turtle), 3214 nucleotides long. The record is from RefSeq and is a predicted model, not a curated record. Lineage: Eukaryota; Metazoa; Chordata; Testudines; Emydidae.